AUGACCAGCCUGCGUGAACGUCACGAUGAGCUACAGGAGUCCUUCACGACCGAGCUUAGGAAUGCCAUGGACAGCACACGAAACGAUUUGCAAGGCGCUCGAGCGGAAAACAGAGAGACUCUAGAAAAACUCGUCCGUGCCCAGCGAGAGCUGAAGAGUCUUGUGACGCAGAAUGCGGAGCUGGAGAAAACGCUGAAACGGACGGCAGAUAAUCUUGCCGAGUCGCGCGGCUCUAUGAUGCGAGGUUUCGAGUCGGACUUGAUGCGCAUUGCAGAGGAAAUUGCACACGAGUUGAUGACCCCUCAGAUUGAUUCGAAAUCUGCAGAGACCGCUGACCGUUUACGGCGGAUCAUGGGGUCCUUGAUAGAGCUCAAUAUGCGUAUAGAGAAGCAAGAAGAAUUGAUGAGCGAUCACAAACUGCAGAAGAACAUCCGAGGGCUUGUCGACGAAGUUAUACGCAGGAGCCUGGACGCUGACAGACUCGAGCACCGUGAGAUGAUAAGCCAACUUUAUAAGAAGAUGAACGAAGUUGUAAAUGCUAUGCAUUAUCCUAAGUAUUACUCACAUUCUCGGCUAGACUUGGGUGUUUGA
Perkinsus marinus ATCC 50983 is the source of this 591-nucleotide messenger RNA. RefSeq lists its product as hypothetical. Lineage: Eukaryota; Perkinsozoa; Perkinsida; Perkinsidae. The record is from RefSeq and is a predicted model, not a curated record. The transcript has 5 exons. The coding region runs from base 1 to 591 and encodes 196 amino acids.